AUGGUCACACCUUCGCCACUAACAUGGACACUCCGUCUCAAAUCGCACAAAACCACCGUCCUUCUACACGUCGAUCCAUUAACGACAUUCGAAUCGAUCAAAAGCUCCCUCUACGACGCUCUACAAGAGACUGGAUUCAAGAACCCCGAGACCGACGAAUCAAUACCACUCCCCGCCUCAGCCUCAGACAUCCAACUCGGUCGACCAGUCAACUUCAACGACGCAAACGAAGGCUUCCAGCUUGGCGAAUGGGAAUACUCACACGCGGAAGAAGACGAGGAUGUGGGCAAGGGUAAAGGAAAGGCAAAGGCAACGGGGAAUGUCAAACAAUGUCCAAAGGGUGCUGGUCUGAAAGACGGUACCGUGUUGGCGUUUCGCUGGGCUGGUGAUGGUACCUGGGACGGGGAAGAUGAGUUUGAUAUCGGCAAGGGCAAGACAGCAGAUAUGUGGGGGGUCAAGCUUGCUAGCUUUGAGGAUGCGUGGGGAGAGGAGAAUGAGACGGACGUGGGCGGGGGGAGGGAGUUUGAGGGAUGA
This is a messenger RNA of Pyrenophora tritici-repentis Pt-1C-BFP, 534 nucleotides long. Lineage: Eukaryota; Fungi; Ascomycota; Dothideomycetes; Pleosporales; Pleosporaceae. The record is from RefSeq and is a predicted model, not a curated record.